AUGGGUAAUCUUAAACCCAAGAUUGCUCUACUAGUACAACUUUUCAUUCCAAUCGCAUAUCUGUUGGCCUACUUCUUCAUUCUCAUUAUUCCUAAAGGCGUUCACAGACCAGGAUGGCAUCCGCAGACGUGGAUCGUACCAGAGGAAGUUGAUGUAAGCCCUAUUCAACGCUACUUCUUCAUUCUCAUUAUUCCUAAAGGCGUUCACAGACCAGGAUGGCAUCCACAGACUUGGAUCGUACCAGAGGAAGUUGAUAAACCUCAUGAUUUCACCGGAGAACAGAAGGAAACGAUAUUGGGAGAAUACGGCGAUGCAACAGGACAAGAACUUCCUCAAAGGAAGAUGACUUUUAUAGAACGAGUACGCCACAUCGUGCCUCUUCUACAUUUAAUGAUACCAUUAUCAGUGGUCUACAUUGCAGAAUAUCUCAUAAAUCAGGGCGUGAAUCAACUUAUUAUAUUCAAUUGCCAUGAAGGAUUCCACCUUACGUUAAGCGCACAAUAUCGAUGGUAUCAGGUAAAUUUAUUAAUUGUUCUCUAG
Molecule: messenger RNA, 540 nt
Organism: Strongylus vulgaris
Lineage: Eukaryota; Metazoa; Nematoda; Chromadorea; Rhabditida; Strongylidae
Source: the annotation of a GenBank genome assembly